Messenger RNA from Echinococcus granulosus, 846 nucleotides. RefSeq names its product Poly(A) RNA polymerase GLD2-A. Gene Ontology annotation, molecular function: nucleotidyltransferase activity. The record is from RefSeq and is a predicted model, not a curated record. The coding region runs from base 1 to 846 and encodes 281 amino acids. The transcript is spliced from 5 exons. Gene Ontology annotation, cellular component: cytosol. NCBI's taxonomy places the organism in Eukaryota, Metazoa, Platyhelminthes, Cestoda, Cyclophyllidea, Taeniidae.
AUGACGGCGCAGAGCAAUUCCACAGUGAAGUACCUCCAUGAUCUCUCGAGGCAAAUCGAGAAGUUUUUUGAGGAUAAUCGUCAGACACCUGGAAAAUAUAAGGGGAAGGUUGAAUUUAAAAAUAAUCUCUACUCUGCUGCUUCUUCAUCCUUUCGAAACUCGAAGAUGUUUAUUGUGGGUUCCUCAGCCAAUGGAUUUGGAUGGGAGAGAAGCGAUGUUGAUUUGUGUCUCGUAAUUGCGCCAGAGGAGGUGGAGAGCAAGGGAGGUGACGAGGCGUUGCUGCAGCAACUCAGUCCUCUUCUAAGCAAAAAGUGUUCCCUUGCAAAGUGUGAGCCGAUUCCCGCUAGAGUGCCAAUUCUUAAGUUGCGUGACCAACGGUCGGAUUUUGAGUGCGAUUUAAACGUCAACAAUGUGGUGGGCAUUUACAACACCCACCUCCUUGCCAUGUAUGCUCGAGUGGGAUCGUUGAAUGUGUUGCAUCAUCCAUGCAUGUUCCGAGACCUUCCACUUACCUUUCAUCAAGAUCCAUACAGUCCAAUCACCCACACCCCUAACAAUUAUUCUGAGAAUGCCCCUAGUCAACAAAUUCCUUGUUUUUUUCCUACAGGGUACGAAAUUCCCUUGUCUAUGCCAUCGUUCCGGCCCACUGAUCCACGCCUGUGCGCAACGGACCACCUACUUCCCUCCCACUGCUUCUCGUGCAUCCCACUGGCGGAGAGAGAAGGAGAUGGUGAUGAUGCUGCGGCUAAAGGUAGCCGAGGGAGUGCUGUACAAAAUGCGACCUUCGCGCUGGUCUUUGCGCUUCGAUAUUCUACCACUCCAUCUGCCAAUUCCAGAAGCGAUUAG